Betta splendens (Siamese fighting fish) is the source of this 662-nucleotide messenger RNA. It is a transcript of the gene rpa3, whose product is annotated as replication protein A3. Gene Ontology annotation, biological process: DNA replication; mismatch repair; double-strand break repair via homologous recombination. Gene Ontology annotation, cellular component: nucleus; site of double-strand break; DNA replication factor A complex. Bases 145 to 513 code for a protein of 122 amino acids. The record is from RefSeq and is a predicted model, not a curated record. The transcript has 4 exons. NCBI's taxonomy places the organism in Eukaryota, Metazoa, Chordata, Actinopteri, Anabantiformes, Osphronemidae. Gene Ontology annotation, molecular function: single-stranded DNA binding; damaged DNA binding.
AGUUCAUUGGCCCCGCAAGUUUCAACGUUAUUUGACGCACUCCGCCAGCUCGCGCUACCAAGAACAAAAAAUAUACAACUAAACAUUUCCCGCGCUAAUUCUACAGAGUCAGAGAAAACUAACGCCAUAGUUGAAGGCACUAAGAUGGCUGGAAUACUCGACGUUCCUAAACCUAGAAUAAACAGCCACAUGUUGACACAACACGUUAGCAAGGCAGUCUGCCUGGUCGGGCGUGUAGAAAAGGUGCAUCCAACCGGGAAAACGUUUACAAUCUGCGAUGGCGAAGGAAAGAUCGCUACAGUAGAACUGAACGAACCGGUUGAAGAUGACUUGAGUGGUGUUGUGGAGGUGAUUGGGAUAGUGUCCAACAAGGGAACGCUAAUGGCUGCAACAUAUAACAUACUACGGGAGGACAAGGGUAUUCCUUUUGAUUUGGAGCUGUAUAACGAAGCUCUGAAGGUCAUCCAUGACUUUCCCCAGCACUACCCAUUUGAAGUGGCUGCAAGUGGAUAAGCACUCUUGUUCAGACUAUCUUCUUGUUCUUGAUUUUUGUUAAAUAAAGUUAGAUUGGCAUGAAUGUGUAGGAUUUAAUCUGUUUUUGUAAUAAAACAAGAGUAAGUAAAAGUUUUUUUUUAUUAUUAAACUAAAAUGUUUUAAAUUGA